AUGUCAGAGACCGGGACUCGGAGAACUCCGUUAGCAACGAAUUGGACAAAGAAUUUCAACAUGGAAAACGUAUCAAACAGACUCAACAUCAACUCAGAAAAAGACUCCCAAGACUUGUUACUUCGAAACAUCAGAGCAUUGCCAGAACGAGAGCCACUACCACCCAGCACAAUGGCCUCUUCGUCAACACAACUGCCACUCAUGUCUCAGUGUUGGUUGGGCUCAUCUCCGUUUGACAUUCCCUCCUCAGUGGAACCUAGGCCUGGGAGCUUUGACCUCUUCCCGGCUGCCGCCGCGGCGAACUCCCCUCCCCGACCCGCUGGCGCAAGCCGCCACCAAGGAUUAAAGAAGCACCAUCUCGAGGACGUUUGA
Molecule: messenger RNA, 372 nt
Organism: Fusarium graminearum PH-1
Lineage: Eukaryota; Fungi; Ascomycota; Sordariomycetes; Hypocreales; Nectriaceae
Exons: 4
Coding region: 1-372 (123 amino acids)
Source: RefSeq, a predicted model, not a curated record